Messenger RNA from Pogonomyrmex barbatus (red harvester ant), 2176 nucleotides. RefSeq lists its product as uncharacterized. The record is from RefSeq and is a predicted model, not a curated record. NCBI's taxonomy places the organism in Eukaryota, Metazoa, Arthropoda, Insecta, Hymenoptera, Formicidae.
GAUAUUUAUGGAUGACAUUAAUAUACAUAUACAAAUAUGUUUAAAUUAGAAGAUUGUUUCAGAUUGCUAUCACUUAAUUAACACAGUAUAAAAGAAGCGUGAAAUUCCAUCACAAAAAGAUUACGCAUGCAAGAUUUAUUUUGUUAACGUGGCGUAUAUUAUACGGGAUUUGCGCGAAAUUAAUUCGAAGUCGUCAGAGGAUUUACGCCGAGAUAAAUGCCUGACUUGGCGACGCAGCCGUGAAUUUAUGACUUUUUAUUGCGUCGCACAAAUGCAUGGAACUGCGCGAUUUCACGCGCAGUACGGCGGAAAUCACCUGGAGAUUGAAUUCGUUGGGGAAUCCCGUGAAAAUUUAAAGCAGGCGACGACGAUUUGACACGGCACUCGUGGAUCAAUAUCGAACAUGAGUUGUAACACGAAAAGUCGUACCAAUAAAAACGUACAAAGAAGAUCUGCAUUGUCAUUCGCCGGUGCAGAUGGCUCGCUUGAUGUUGACCAUAUUUUGGAAUCUGAGCCAUGGAAAAAACUCGAAAUGUUUGAAAAAAGCGAAGCUGCUUGCAUUCAAAAUGUACUGAACGAUUUCGACAAUAAGAUUAUGCAAGAGAAGACUCUUAAACCAGGUCGCAGUAGGAGGAAAAGUCAAAAUGCAAAUGUGAAUUCUAUGGAGAAAUCCGUGACAAAAUCUCCAAUAAAAGAUUCGAUUACGGAUAUACCAGAAAUGUCAUCAAAUACAAAUAGCAAUACAAAUGUAAAUAUAGAUGAGACGAAAAUUGUGGCGAAUAAAAAGAAAAGAGCUUCAAUAAAGCCUCAACAAACUUCCAAUAUGGAAAAGAAAACAAUUUCGCAAAGGUCAUCACAUAAUAUUAAUACUAAUAAUAAUACUGAUAAUGCAAAAGAGAAUACCCAAAAGAUUUUAAAAGUCAGUGUCAAAGAAAAUGUCGAUUCAACUGAAAAGAAAAUUAUAAACACAAACAUACAGGAUAUAACAAACAUAACCGAUAAAGAUUUUCAAACAAGUACUCCCAAAAAAGAAUUAUCUAAAAUAAUAGGAAAAACGACAAAAAAGAGGGAAUCAAUAGCACAAAAUAAAAAAGCAAAAGCAAAAGAUUCUGAAAAUAAAUUAAAUAAUAAUGUUCAGCGUAAAGAAAAAGAGAAUAUCUUGAAAGAGGACACGAAAAACAAACAAGGCGAGAAUAACGUAAAUAUAUCUGGCCAAAAGAAAAAGAUACAUGUAAAAUUAGAAAAUAAUUUGGAAUGUAACGAAGUUAAUCAAAAUGCAACAGAAAGUAAAGUAGAGAAUGAAACAAUGCAACGUAAUACUAAUGAGAUAGUUUUUAAUGAAACUGAGAAAAAAUAUAAUAAAGAGAAAACAAUAGAAAUCAAUAAUAAUGAGAAGAUCGCUAAAUCUAAAAAACACAAAAAAAAUAUUCCUAAGGAGUCAAGAAAAGAAAAGAAAGAGAAGCCUGCGAAAUCUGUGAAAGUGAAUAAAAUACAGAAAAAUGUCAAAUCAAAUAAAUCACUUAAACCAACGCAGAAUAACGUGAAAAAUACAAAAUGUCAAUGCAAAACAAAUUGCGCGAAAUCUUCUAAUAAUAAGCGUCUUUUGAAUACAAAAGAGCAAAAGGAAAAGAAAAAGCAACAUAAAAAGAGUAUGAAAGCUGCGAAAGCUAUCGAGGAUCUUAGCCGACGUAUAACAGUUGUCAAGAAUAAAAUGGAAUGCAUCAAAAAUGAUUUAAAGAGCAACGAAUCAUGGGAUUCUGACAGUAGCUAUUCCGGAGAAUCAUCAUAUUCUUCGCGAUCGUAUUCAUCGUAUUCAUCCUAUUCAUCGUAUUCGUCUGAUAGUUACUCGUGCUCAUGCUCAAGCACUUGUAGUUGUUCAUGUUGCUACACAAGCGAUUAUACAGAUGAUUAUACCGAUGACUAUACCGAUGACUAUACCGAAUACACCAUUAAUUCAUAUAGAUCUGUAAUUUCUGAUGGGAGUAGCAGAGUUAGCAAAAAUAAUAGCCAAACUGAGAGUACGAAUGAAAAAGAAGAUUUACGUUAAGACCAAUUAAAAAUGACACACAAUGAAAAUUAGACAAAACUAUGUAAAACUAAAUUAUGCACAGAAAGCGUGCUCAAAUUAUAUUUUUAUUAUUAUAAUCAUAAUUAAUAAAUUAAAUUUUUAUAUUUA